Trichosurus vulpecula (common brushtail) is the source of this 811-nucleotide messenger RNA. It is a transcript of the gene IL6, whose product is annotated as interleukin 6. The transcript is spliced from 5 exons. The record is from RefSeq and is a predicted model, not a curated record. Gene Ontology annotation, molecular function: interleukin-6 receptor binding; cytokine activity; growth factor activity. Lineage: Eukaryota; Metazoa; Chordata; Mammalia; Diprotodontia; Phalangeridae. Gene Ontology annotation, cellular component: extracellular region. The coding region runs from base 1 to 648 and encodes 215 amino acids. Gene Ontology annotation, biological process: positive regulation of cell population proliferation; T-helper 17 cell lineage commitment; immune response.
AUGAACCCUUUGCUCCAAAUCACAGGAUCUCUUAGGCCACUUGCCCUCACCCUGACAUUCCUCAUGGCCACAGCUGCUCUUCCCAUCCCAGAUUCCUUGGGGGACAGAUCUCCAGGGGAUGAUGUCCCAAGGAAAUCAUCCAGCAAUCCUGAUCUUGAACUUGCAAAGCGACUCCAUACGAUGGCUUAUGACCUAAAAAAGCAGAUGUGUCAGACCCAGAACAUGUGUGACAAUAGCAAUGAGGCACUAGCUGAAAACAACCUGAACCUUCCCAACAUCACAGAGAGAGAUGGAUGUUUGACUGCUGGAUUCAAUGAGGAGACAUGCUUGAUAAGGAUCGUCGGUGGUCUUCAGGAGUUUGACACAUAUCUUCAGUACAUGGAAAAAGAGAUGAAGGAUAACAAGUUUCAAUUCCUACAACUGGGUACAGCUCAGCUAGCCCACAAUCUGAAGCUCUCGAUAAAAGAGGCAGAUGCAGUACCCACCCCCAACCCAACCGCCUCCAAGAACCUGCUUUCUGAACUGCUAUCCCUGAAAGCCUGGUCCAAGAAUGUGGGUCUCCGUCUCAUCCUGUGGCAUUACACCCGCUUCAUGGAGGGGACCAUCCGGGUUGUUCGGUAUCUGCAGACUAGGAGUCCUGUUGCCUGAACGUUUUAGUUCAUGCCCGUUCCUUCCUUCAUUGAAAAAUCUGUCCAGUGGGCAGAUGGCCAUGUUGUUCUUUAUGAAGAACCAACAAAGUAUGAUCAGUGAGACACUGCUUUUUAUUAUUUUAAAUUAAUUUAUUUGUAUUUAAGUAAUAUUUAUUCCCCAU